AUGUGCGGCCCGCGGCGCCCUGCCGCUGCCCUCUGCCGGCCAGCGCGGGCACCGGGCAGCGGCCGGGUCCGAGCUAUGUCACCCCGGCGCCCUCGCGAGCUCCUCGGCGGGGCUCCGCUGCCCGAGCCGCCGGCGGCCCCGGGAUGCGGGCUCCGCGCCAAAUGGGGAGGGGGCUCGGACCCAGGCGUCCCGGGGGCGGCCGCCGGGGGCGGGGACGGGAAGCGGAAGCGCUGGGCCUCACCGAGCCGCUCUAGGACCCAGGAGGAGCUGCACGCCUGUGGGGGCUGCCCGCGUCCUCCGGAGCUCGGUGGCCGGCGGGAGGCCGCGUGCCGCGGACAGGGCUACUCUAAGCCGAAGACAGUUGCCCGAACUCGGUGCCAAAGGGAUCCAGGAAGUGAGAACUCCAGGUAUUCUUGGUCUUGGGUUUCCCCACCAGUUCGAGCAUCUCAGCUUCCUACGUUGCCCGCCCCCUUAUUUGCCACACUCAACUUCCUGCCCCACCAGAGGAAGUGGGGAGAGAUAGCAGGUGCAGCGACAGCUAGCAGGGCCAUGGACAAGGAGUAUGUGGGUUUCGCCGCCCUCCCCAACCAGCUGCACCGCAAGUCCGUCAAGAAGGGCUUUGACUUCACACUCAUGGUGGCAGGGGAGUCAGGCCUGGGAAAAUCCACCCUCAUCAACAGCCUGUUUCUCACCAAUCUCUAUGAGGACCGGCAACUGCCAGAAGCCAGUGCUCGCUUGACACAAACGCUGACCAUUGAGCGCCGGGGUGUGGAGAUCGAGGAGGGGGGUAUUAAGGUGAAACUGACCCUGGUGGACACACCUGGCUUUGGGGACUCCGUGGAUUGCUCAGACUGCUGGCUGCCUGUGGUUCGCUUCAUUGAGGAGCAAUUUGAGCAGUAUCUGAGGGAUGAGAGUGGCCUGAACCGGAAGAACAUUCAGGAUUCCCGUGUCCACUGCUGCCUCUAUUUCAUCUCACCCUUUGGCCGAGGGCUCCGGCCCCUAGAUGUGGCCUUCCUCCGGGCAGUGCACGAAAAGGUCAACAUCAUCCCAGUCAUUGGCAAAGCAGAUGCCCUGAUGCCUAAGGAAACCCAGGCCCUCAAGCAGAGGAUCCGGGACCAGCUGAAAGAGGAGGAGAUCAACAUCUACCAGUUCCCCGAUUGUGACUCUGAUGAGGAUGAAGACUUCAAGAGGCAGGAUGCAGAGAUGAAGGAAAGCAUCCCUUUCGCAGUCGUUGGUUCCUGCGAGGUCGUGAGGGACGGCGGAACCCGUCCCGUGAGGGGACGUCGCUACUCCUGGGGUACCGUGGAGGUGGAGAACCCACAUCACUGCGACUUCCUGAACCUGAGACGGAUGCUGGUGCAAACACACCUGCAGGACCUGAAGGAGGUGACCCACGAUCUGCUCUACGAGGGCUACCGAGCCCGCUGCCUACAGAGCCUGGCCCGGCCUGGGGCUCGUGAUCGAGCCAGCCGUAGUAAACUCUCCCGCCAGAGCGCCACAGAGAUCCCGCUGCCCAUGCUGCCUCUGGCCGAGACCGAAAAGUUGAUCCGCGAGAAAGAUGAAGAGCUGCGCCGCAUGCAAGAGAUGCUGGAGAAGAUGCAGGCCCAGAUGCAGCAGAGCCAGACUCAGGGAGAGCAGUCUGAAGCUCUCUGAGGACCCCGCGGAGCCCCGCUUUACCUCGGCUCCGCCUUCAGUCGGUCUCCCAUCCAAUCCUGGAGCCCCAGCCUGAGAGGUCCGCCCCCGCAGGGGGCUCACCGGCUAACGGGUUCUCCCAAUCCCAAAUCUGUGGCCCCGCCUUUGGCUCCGCCCCCACUCGGCCCCGCCCCAGCUUCCAGCUCCGCCCCUGGCCCCACCCCCGCCGCUCUUCACCCAAGCUGUGACUUCAAUAAAAACAGUUUCAGGGCU
This is a messenger RNA of Callorhinus ursinus (northern fur seal), 1905 nucleotides long. It is a transcript of the gene SEPTIN1, whose product is annotated as septin 1. Lineage: Eukaryota; Metazoa; Chordata; Mammalia; Carnivora; Otariidae. The record is from RefSeq and is a predicted model, not a curated record. Gene Ontology annotation, molecular function: GTP binding.